Homo sapiens (human) is the source of this 3116-nucleotide messenger RNA. RefSeq names its product zymogen granule protein 16 (gene ZG16). The coding region runs from base 59 to 562 and encodes 167 amino acids. The record is from RefSeq and is marked validated. Gene Ontology annotation, cellular component: Golgi lumen; zymogen granule membrane; mucus layer. The transcript has 4 exons. Gene Ontology annotation, molecular function: peptidoglycan binding. Lineage: Eukaryota; Metazoa; Chordata; Mammalia; Primates; Hominidae.
AUAAAACAUCUGGAAGUUUCCAGGGGGCUGCUUUGCAUCUGAAACUGUCAGCCCCAGAAUGUUGACAGUCGCUCUCCUAGCCCUUCUCUGUGCCUCAGCCUCUGGCAAUGCCAUUCAGGCCAGGUCUUCCUCCUAUAGUGGAGAGUAUGGAGGUGGUGGUGGAAAGCGAUUCUCUCAUUCUGGCAACCAGUUGGACGGCCCCAUCACCGCCCUCCGGGUCCGAGUCAACACAUACUACAUCGUAGGUCUUCAGGUGCGCUAUGGCAAGGUGUGGAGCGACUAUGUGGGUGGUCGCAACGGAGACCUGGAGGAGAUCUUUCUGCACCCUGGGGAAUCAGUGAUCCAGGUUUCUGGGAAGUACAAGUGGUACCUGAAGAAGCUGGUAUUUGUGACAGACAAGGGCCGCUAUCUGUCUUUUGGGAAAGACAGUGGCACAAGUUUCAAUGCCGUCCCCUUGCACCCCAACACCGUGCUCCGCUUCAUCAGUGGCCGGUCUGGUUCUCUCAUCGAUGCCAUUGGCCUGCACUGGGAUGUUUACCCCAGUAGCUGCAGCAGAUGCUGAGCCUCCUCUCCUUGGCAGGGGCACUGUGAUGAGGAGUAAGAACUCCCUUAUCACUAACCCCCAUCCAAAUGGCUCAAUAAAAAAAAUAUGGUUAAGGCUAGUCUGUGUGGGGGCAUCUGUGGCUGGGAUAUCUGCCUCCUGACUUAGCCGGGGACGUGCAAAUCUCACUUCUGGCUGGCUUUGGACAUCUGUCUGGAAGAUGGGAAGAUGAGGGAGAGGUAUGUAAGAAUCCUGGGCUUUGUGCUAUAAUUUAUCAAGAGGAGAUGAGAUUCUGGCUUGCAUCAACGCUCUUCAAGGACAGCUCCUUGGAACAUUGAUCCAAACUGGAGUCAUGGGUCUGAGGGCAAGGCCUAGUUGUGGCUUACACCAAAACCCCAGAUGUCCCACUCUCCAGCUCUCCUCACCCCUGGUCCUCCCCUUGAGAAAGUGGUGAACUCACUUGCUGUGUGUGGGUGGCCAGGACCAUUAGCCUUUGUUCUUUCCCAGAACCCACCUGACUCCUGAAACUUAGCUGAAGUCUGUGCCCGAGGACCCUGCCCUGUUACCAGGCCCAGUUCCUCCUCACCUCUACCCAUGAGCCCCGGUGUCCUGCUAAGCCCUCUCAGAUCUGGGAUUCCUCCUUCCUCAGGAAGCCACCACCUUCUCAGCAGUGGAAACCCUGCCCACACUAUGCUCUUAGGCUUUAGCCAUCAGAAGGUUACAGUGGACUGCGGGAGGCUGACACUAGGCUGAACUCAUUAAGGAAUGAAUGGGAGGUGAGAAGACACAGGCAGCAAGAAUCGAGUGUUUCAAGAAGUUUGGCUGUGGUUUGCCAGAAAUAGGCAAGUCAGUUUUCGGGGGUGUAAGGAAAAAGGGUUUUGUGUCUUUUUAAAAUCCUAGACAGGAGAGUCACAAGCAUGUUCACAUGAUAAAGAGGAAGAAAGAGAAAGAGGCUGGAGAUUCUGAAAAGAGAUCACUGGUGAGGUCUCAAAAGAGAUAGAAGAGGAUGGUUAUGUAGUUGGGGAAAGAAAUUUUAAGAAGGGAAGAAAAUUAAAAUGAGUGAAGGUAUACGUUAGUUUUGUAAAAGUUAUCAAUAUCUGGCUGGGCACAGUGCUCACACCUGUAAUCCCAGCACUUUGGGAGGCCAAGGCAGGCAGAUCAUUUGAGGUCAGGAGUUGGAGACAAGCCUCCAACAUGGUAAAACCCUGUCUCUACUAAAAAUACAAAAAUUAGCCAGGUGUGGUGGCAGUCACCUGUAAUCCCAGCUACUUGGGAGGCUGAGGCAUGAGAAUCACUUGAAUGCUGGAGGCAGAGGUUACAAUGAGUUGAGACAGCACAACUGCACCCCAGCCUGGAUGACAGAGUGAGACUCCAUCUAAAAAAAAAAGGAAUGUUAUCAGUAUCAAAAUGGAGUAACAUAUGUCACAUCCUAACAAAAUGGAACCAACCUGACACCUAAAUUAAGCAUUGCACCUGAUAACACCAUGGAGGACUGGGUGGAGAAUCAGCAGACAAUGGCAGGGAGAGGCAGUCUGUGGACCAAGUUCAGGUGAAAGGAUCACCCAUCAUGUUGGGCAUCAGAUCAGGCAGGUUCACACACUACCUGAGGAAGCUGGUCUUUGUGACAGACAAGAGCUGCUCUGCCUCUUGGGAAACACAGGCACCAGUUUUAGUGCCAUCUUCUUGCACCCAAAUGCUGUCCUUUAACUCAUCAGUUACAGUGCUGGAUCCCUCAUCACUGCCAAUACGGGGCUAGCAAUAUGUCUGCCCCAGUGAAUGCAGCCGCCACGGAGCCCCAGCCUCCUCUAUGGCAGGGGCCCUGUGGUGGGGAAUGAGGACUUCUCUAUCAUUAACCUCCAUGCAGUUGGCUCAAGAAAAGGAUAUGGUAGUUGGGCAAGGGGGCUCACACCUGUAAUCCCAGCACACUUGUAAUCCCAGGAGGGUCGCUUGAGCCCAGGAGUUUAAGGCCAGCCCGGGCAACAUAGCAACCUGUUUGUAGGCAAAAUGAGGAGUUGAAGUUCCCCGUAGGAUCUUCUAGGGCUCAACCAGCCUUCAUGUGCAGUGGGACUGGCAAGAAAUCUGUCAUCCCUGUUACCACUUUGAAGGUCUCAGUGUGUAUGCAGGUCCUGAAAAGUUCAAGUCCCACCUGAAACGCAACACAGCAUCAUGCUCUGAUUCAUCAGUGAUUCCCUAAUCAAUGCCAUUGGCUUGCAUUGGGACUAUCUAUCCCAGCCUAUCCAGUGACUUCAGCAGCUGCAGAGCCCCAGCCUCUUCUUUGGCAGGGGCACUGUGGUGAGGAGGAAGGAUUCCCUUAUCACAAAUCUCCAUCCAAUUGGUUCUAUAAACAGAUAUGGUGGCCCAACUGUUGCGGGAAGUCAGGGACCCCGAACGGAGGGACUGGCUGGAGCCACAGCUGAGGAACAUAAAUUGUGAAGAUUUCAUGGACAUUUACCAGUUCCCAAAAUUAAUACUUUUAUACUUUCUUAUGCCUGUCUUUACUGCAAUCACUAAACAUAAAUUGUGAAGAUUUCAUGAACAUUUAUCAGUUCCCAAAUAAUACUCUUAUAAUUUCUUA